Lolium rigidum is the source of this 1200-nucleotide messenger RNA. RefSeq names its product BTB/POZ and TAZ domain-containing protein 1-like. The transcript has 3 exons. The coding region runs from base 78 to 1082 and encodes 334 amino acids. Gene Ontology annotation, cellular component: nucleus. Gene Ontology annotation, molecular function: protein binding. The record is from RefSeq and is a predicted model, not a curated record. Lineage: Eukaryota; Viridiplantae; Streptophyta; Magnoliopsida; Poales; Poaceae.
CGUCUUGUUCACCAGAAGAAAUCUGGGACUCAACGCGAAGCCUAAUUAAUUAACUAGCUGGAAUACGCAAGGGGUCAAUGACGAUCCGCGCAGGUUUCGAAUCUUACCGGGCGUCGCCGGUGGACAUGCGUGUCAUCACAUCGGACGGGCAGAGCAUCGCCGCGCACUCCUACGUUCUUGCCUCGUCAUCGCCGGUGCUGGAGCGGACGAUCGACGCGUCGCGGCGCGGGUGGGGCGCAGAGUGCACCAUCCGCAUCCUCGGCGUCUCCGCCGACGCCGUCCACGCCUUCAUCCAUUUCCUCUACUGCUCCAAGGUAACGCCUGAGGAGGAGGAGGUGGUGGGCGCGCACGGUGCACAGCUGCUGGCGCUCGCGCACGCGUACCGGGUAGGGUGGCUGAAGCGCGUGGCCGAGGCCGCCGUGUCGGCGCGGCUCACCCCCGACCGCGCCGUGGACAUGCUGAAGCUGGCCAGGCUCUGCGACGCGCCCAGGCUGUACCUGCGGUGCGCGCGGCUCGCGGCCAAGGACUUCGCCGCCGUCGAGCUCUCCGAGGGCUGGCGCUUCGCCCGCCGCCACGACGCCGCUCUCGAGCUGGAGCUCCUGAAGCUAAUUGAAGACGCCGACCAACGGGAAAAUCGGUGGGCGCGCGAGAGGGCCGCGCAGGAGGCGUGCCGGCAGCUCGGCGAGGCUAUGACCACGCUCGAGCACAUCUUCCCCGGCAGCAGCGGCGCCGCCUGCGCGACGGAUGGCUGCUCGUGCCGGGGCCUGCAGCUCCUGAUGCGUCACUUCUCGACGUGCGCAAAGAAGACAUCGCCGGGAGGCUGCGCGCGGUGCAAGCGCGUGCUGCAGCUCUUCCGCCUGCACGCCUCCGUCUGUGACCGGACGGAGCAGACCUGCCGUGUGCCGCUCUGCAGAAAUUUCAAAGGCAAGACAGAGGCCAAGAAAGCAGACAAGACAUGGCGGCUUUUGGUGAAGAAGGUCACUAGAGCGAAGGUGAUGUCCUCCUUGGCCAAUAGGAAGGUGUCGGAGGUCGUGGCCGCAUCAUGGUCGCGGUACAAUGGAAGGGCAGCCAACUUGAGAUGAGAAAUGCCAAUUGGUCAUCAACAUGUAGUUUAAACGUCGUGUUUAGCAACGAGGGUGUAGGCAGUGAAUUCAGGUUGUAUUGUGUAGUUUUAGUGAUACUAGUAUACUAGUAUAUAUA